CAGCCUGCACAGUCCCUGCCCUAGAGAGAAACUGAAAAAGCAGAAGGGAGCAGCUCAAGGAACCAAAGAAGCAUUAUUUUGACUGUUGCAUCUAAACAAUGAGUUAUCCAGGUUAUGCUCCUAUGAGCGGCUUUCCUCCAAUCCCCACAGCUAAUAAUCCAUGGGGGGCACCUGGAGGGAACCCUCCUCCUCUUGGACUCGAUAACAUGGCGGCUACCAUUCGUCAGCAGUACAACCCACAGAGCUAUAUGCAAAACUCAGGGUAUCCUCCAGCUGGUUUUGGAGGUAUGAAUCCAGGCCCAGGAAUGUACCCACAGACGGCAGGUGGUGGAUAUGGGGCACCUCCAGGUGGUGGAUAUGGGGCACCGCAGCCUGGUCAACCACAAGUUCCUUCCUAUGGCAUGUUCCCACCAGCUAGUGGAGGCCAACAGCCACAGAUGCCAGGAUAUAAUCAAGGAUAUCCCUCAGCCCCCCUGCCUGGUCAGCCAAUGCCAUCACAUGGGCAUCCGCAAAUGCCAAUGCCUGGUCAGCAACCCAUGCCAGUGCCUGCACAACCACCAAUGGGCAUGCCUGGGCAGCCUCCAAUGACCUACCCAAGCCAGCAACCUGUUGCAAGUUAUCCUGCAGGACCAGCUGUAAAUCCUUCUAUGCCAUCGUACCCAUCCCCAGGAAUGCCAGCUGUCACUCCAGGGAAGGUUGCGAAACGAGGAACCAUAACAGAUGCACCAAACUUUGAUCCACUUAGAGAUGCUGAAUUGCUCAGAAAAGCCAUGAAAGGAUUUGGAACAGAUGAACAGACCAUUAUAGAAUGUCUGGGGAGCAGAUCAAAUAAACAGAGACUGCAGAUUGCCCUAUCAUUUAAAACGGCCUAUGGAAAGGAUUUAAUAAAAGACCUGAAGUCUGAGAUUUCUGGAAACUUUGAGAAGGCAGUCCUAGCGAUGUUGAAAGCGCCUUCAGUUUAUGAUGCUUAUGAAAUCCAUGAAGCCAUUAAGGGUGCCGGCACAGAUGAGGCUUGCAUCAUAGAGAUCCUGUCAUCACGCAGUAAUGCAGAGAUCCAGGAAAUCAACAGGGUGUACAAAAAAGAGUUUAAGAAGACACUGGAACAGGCUAUUAAGAGGGACUCUUCCGGUCACUUCCAGAGACUGUUGAUUUCACUCUCUCAGGGGAACCAAGACGAGAGCAGCCAUGUGGACAUGACAUUAGUCCAACGUGAUGUCCAAGAGCUAUAUGCAGCUGGGGAGAAUCGCCUGGGCACAGAUGAGUCCAAGUUCAACGCCAUCUUGUGUGCUAGGAGCAGACCACAUCUUAAUGCAGUUUUCUCUGAAUAACAGAGGAUGCGCAACCGUGACCUUGAGAAAAGUAUCUGUCGUGAGAUGUCAGGGGAUCUAGAGAGUGGCAUGCUGGCAGUCGUGAAGUGCCUUAAAAACACUCAAGCAUUCUUCGCUGAACGUCUUCACAAAGCAAUGAAAGGCACUGGUACAAAAGACAAGACGCUGAUCCGUAUCAUGGUUUUGCGCAGUGAGGUGGAUUUGCUGGAUAUUCGCACAGAGUACAAGAGGCUUUAUGGAAAGUCCCUGUACACAGAUAUCACGGGCGACACAUCUGGGGAUUACCGGAAGAUGCUUCUGAAGCUUUGUGGUGGGAACGAUUAAGCUGUGCCUUUUUCUA
Bombina bombina (fire-bellied toad) is the source of this 1668-nucleotide messenger RNA. Its product is annotated as annexin A11-like. Gene Ontology annotation, molecular function: calcium ion binding; calcium-dependent phospholipid binding. The record is from RefSeq and is a predicted model, not a curated record. The coding region runs from base 1335 to 1652 and encodes 105 amino acids. The transcript has a single exon. Gene Ontology annotation, biological process: cytokinetic process; phagocytosis. Lineage: Eukaryota; Metazoa; Chordata; Amphibia; Anura; Bombinatoridae. Gene Ontology annotation, cellular component: cytoplasm.